UCUCCUCUUUCUCUUUUUCCCUCCCUUUCAGCUCUUGAAGCUAACGCAUUGGCUGGGCUACAGGCAUCUUGUUGCCAAAUAGGUGGGCCCUACUCGUGUUGGCAAAGGCUCAAGCAAUGGUUAGGGAAAGAACGCGGAGAGGACGAGAGACGGCGAGCGAGAAACAGAAAGGGAAAGAGAGAGAGUUGGAGAGAAAAGGGGAAAAAAGAAGCGGCACUCGGCUUUGCCAGCGGUCGUAUGCGCUCGUCCAACAUUGAUUCGGCUCUCUAUUUUUUUUUCCUUCUUCCCUAUUCUGUGCUCUGCUCUCUCCCCGGCCCCCCCAUCUGUGUGUGUUUGCAAGUGUGUGUGUGUGUGUUGGUGUGUGUUUGUGAGUGUUGCGCCGGGCCCAGGGAUCAGAACAGACACCACUACCAAUUACACUUUGCCAAGGAUUUUUUUUUUUGUCCUCCAAGGUUGAUUUUUUAAAUUUUUUGGAAAGCACAAAGGACUGUUUAUUUUAUCUCUCCUUGUUGUUGAAGUUCUUUUUUUCCUUUCAUAGUGCAACACUGCUGAUAUUUCUAUUUUUACCUGAUCGUUUUUUCUUUUUCUCUACAAGUUUUUUAUAUCUGGUCAUUUUUCCUUUUUUUUUUUUAAUGAACUGUUGGCCGUGGUCCGACUGCAGCGAAUUUCCUCCUUCUCUUAAAAUCUCGGGCUCCUUUUUUUUGUUGUUGUUUUAAACUUUAGCCCACUGUUUUUAGUGAGCAGCGUUUUCUGCUAAUUAUUUUUUUACAACCCACCCUCCCAAGUUUUUUUUUUUUUAUCCGCUAAUUCUCGACACCCUGCCAAACCAGCACUCGCUUUACAUUGGGGAGCGCGGGAGGAAAAAAAAAACUGGUGCAGGAGAUUUUUUUUUUUCACUUUAAACGCUGUGCCAAAUUUAUGAUGAGAGUGCAAAAUGGAUGAAUUUCAUCCCUUCAUUGAGGCCCUCCUCCCCCAUGUCCGUGCCUUCUCCUACACCUGGUUCAACCUGCAGGCCCGUAAGCGCAAGUACUUCAAGAAGCACGAGAAGAGGAUGACCAAGGACGAGGAGCGCGCGGUGAAGGACGAGCUGCUGGGGGAGAAGCCCGAGAUCAAGCAGAAGUGGGCCUCGCGCCUGCUGGCCAAGCUCCGCAAGGACAUCCGGCCCGAGUUCCGCGAGGACUUUGUGCUCACCAUCACGGGGAAGAAGCCCCCCUGCUGCGUGCUGUCCAACCCCGACCAGAAGGGCAAGAUCCGCCGCAUCGACUGCCUCCGCCAGGCCGACAAGGUGUGGAGACUGGACCUGGUGAUGGUCAUCCUGUUUAAGGGCAGCCCCCUGGAGAGCACGGACGGAGAGCGGCUGGUCAAGUCGCCCCAGUGCUCCAACCACGGCCUGUGCGUCCAGCCGCACCACAUCGGGGUGGCGGUCAAGGAGCUGGAUCUCUACCUGGCCUACUUCGUCCACUCACCAGAACAAUCAGGACAAUCAGACAACUCAAACCAGCAAGGAGACACAGACGUCAAGCCCCCACCAAAUGGCCACUUGAGUUUCCAGGACUGCUUUGUGACUUCAGGGGUGUGGAACGUAGCCGAGCUGGUCCGCGUGUCACAGACCCCGGUGGCGACAGCGACGGGCCCCAACUUCUCUCUGGCCGACCUGGACAGCCCCGGCUACUACAACAUCAACCAGGUGACCCUGGGACGGCGCUCCAUCACCUCCACCCCCUCCACCAGGACUGAAAUGGAGCUUUAUGCAAGUCUCCCACGGAGCUCCAACAAGCGCAAGUCCAUUGACGACAGUGAGAUGGAGAGCCCGGUGGACGAUGUCUUCUACUCAGGCCGUUCCCCGGCGGCUGGGAGCAGCUCUCAGUCCAGCGGUUGGGCUAAUGAUGUGGAUGCAGUGCAGCACCAUUUGGCCAGUGUGCAGGAGAGGAAGAUUAAGCAUGAGAGCGAUGGAGUGCAGUUUCCUUACCAUGGACUCUCGUCGCCUGGUUCUCUUAAGAAGCCGGGGAAAUUCGAUUUCAGCGCCCUGUCCUCCCAGACGAGGUCCCCCCGCAUGGCGUUCACCCACCACCCACUGCCAAUGCUGGCGGGAGUGAGACCAGGGAGUCCCCGUGCUUCAGCCUCGGCCCUGCACUUCCCGUCUCCCUCCAUCAUCCAGCAGUCUAGCCCCUACUUCACCCACCCAACCAUCCGCUACCACCACCACCCUGGACAGGACCCCCUGAAGGAAUUUGUGCAGUUUGUCUGUGCUGAUGGCUCAGGGCAGGCCGCCGGACAGCCAAACGGGAGCGGCCAGAGCAAAAUGCCAGGCUCCUUCUUGCUGCCUCCACCUCCCCCAGUGGCCCGCCCAGUGCCCCUCCCCAUGCCCGACUCUAAACCCAACAGCACGCCCCCUGACGGCGGACUCUCCUCGCCCGCAUCUCCGUCAUACUCCACGCCAGGCGCCACAGCUCCCAACAGGUUUGUCGGCAUCGGAUCACGGGACAACAACUUUCUGAACAUCCCGCAGCAGACACAGUCUUGGUUCCUCUGACAAGAUCUGUGUCCAAACCAGCAACUAGAAUUCUUUCUUUACAAUCAGAAAUAGAAAAAAAAGAAAAAAAACAGAGAAACAACCCGCAGGAUGAUAAUUGUCCUCCAACCAACCCACCGACCGACCGACCGACCGGCCCUGAUACGAAAUAUAACCAAGCAACGCAGGAAAUUACAGCAGCAUGAUGCUUUUAGUGGAACUCUGGACUUAUUUACGCAGUCAGAGAGAGGACCCGUUUCGAGCAAAGAUGGAUAGAUGGAAAGAUAAAUGGACGGACAAGAGGAUGCCAGGAUGAGAGCGGGAGCGACGGGACGGCGGCGGCAAGCAGGCAUCUCUCCUCAAACCACCGAACCAGCACAGCACAGACCAGCAGCAACGCAGGAGGAACCCGAGGACGAAAAGGCGGUCAGCGUCUCCUGCUUCACAAGGACGUACUGUGUAACCAAUGGCUAAGAAAAUCAACUGUCCAGCAGAUACAGAUUCAAGCGACAAAAAGCUUCACCCCACAAUGAAUCCACAGCCUGAUCAAACUGUUAGGUUUCCAGUGAAAGCUGCAGUCCAUGCUCCUGUGAUGUCUGUCAUCACCCAAAACGAAAAUCAAAUUGACCAAUGCUUCUGUCCCUCUGAAUGACCAUCGACUCUCUAAAGCCCCCCUUCUCCCUACUACUAACUAGACAGACCAUGCCAAAACAUAUCUUGAUUAAGGGUUGCACUACAAGCUGAAUCAAUUAACACUAAUCUUAACGAUGUGCACUAUUUACCUACAAGGCAUGGGAGGUAAACCAGACUUGCCUACUCAAAGUUUUAAAGAGGAAAUAAACCGAGGUACAGGAAGCCUUCGCAUGUCCUCCACACACCCCCCUCCCCCCCCAAUCGCUCAGUCCGACAAAUCAUUGGCCUCCGCUCAUUCUCACGUCUCCCAACACAUUCACAGUCUGUGCCAUGAACACAGCACGUAUGACAAACACACACAAACACACACACAUUUGCCCAGUCUCACCAUUUAGAUUGUAGUAUUUAUAGGUGGUGGUGUUGUGUUCCUCUACUUUCAUUUUAUACACGCUAAGCCCAAGAUGAAUGAUUUUAUUAUCUCUUGUGUGUUCUCUUAUUUGAAUUUAUUCCUUUUGGAUUUGUACUAUUUUAUAAUUGUUUUGUAUUUGAAUGACAGCACCUUAAAGAGAAACACAGUAAGAAGCGGUAUGUUGAAGCGGUGUAGGCGGCGUGGUUAGCUAGCCCCGAUUGAGUAGCGUUCGCAAAACAACUCAAAACAAAGGUAGACGCUUUGGGAAAUAAACCUUUUUACCUGUUUUUUAUUAGUUGAGGAGACUGAUGCCAUUUGCCUGUCAGUACAGAAAAUGAGAGGCUACAAUUAACAGCUGAAUAGCUUAGCUUAGCUUAGCGUAAAGCCUGGAAAUCAGUGAAACAGCUAGCCUGGCUCUGUGACAAAAUCGGCAAGCUAGCAUCUCUUGUGGACUUUCGUUUGGUGACGAUGAAAUACAUUUGCCCUCAAAAUUCUCAAAUGAUCAGCGUUCAAGUUGGAACAUCGAUCCUAAGUCAUGAGAACGCUGUUGCUAAUUAGCAACUUAAAUGUUGCUGUUAGCUUCUCGAAGCUAGCACACAGGAAUUAGCGUAAAAAUCCAAAGACAGAAUGAAAGAUGAUUUUCUUCAGAUAUAUAAUUAUUUUUAAAAAACUCUAUAUUAACUUACCAUCAACUAAAAACAGGAAAUAAAGUAUUUACAAACUAAUCCAUGAAUGUGUGUCCGUGCACAUAUAUACGAUUAGCCAACAUGGCGCCUUGCUGGACGACAUAUUAUUGCGGCAAAAGUUACGUUUCCAGCAAGACAGCUUGCAUUUUUUAGUCAGACUCCAGGCAAAUUCAAAUGAGGCUGCAUAAUUUGGCCUUCCUUACCUUUUAAUUCAUUCUGUGUUGUCAGACCAUUCUCCACUCUGUCCUGUCAGCGAUGGAGAACAGUCUGACUGCACCUUAACCCUCGUGUUGUCACCAUUUAUGAGCACCAAAAAAUAUUGUUUUCUUGUCUGAAAAAAAUCCAAAAAUUCAGCAAAAAAUAUUCACCAAAUUUCUGAUAAUGUGCAAAACCUUCAGGAAGAAAAUUCCAAGAAUUCCUUAAAAGUUUCCCUUAAAAAUGUUAUUUAAAAAAAAAAUCCCCCAACUUUGGCAAGAAAAUUCUUGUAAAUAUUUUUCAAAAAAUGAGUAAAACUCUUCCAAAAAAAUCUUAAAAAUGUAUAAAGUGAUUUCAUAUAUAUCAGUAAAAUUUCUAGUAUUUUCUUCAAGAACAUUUUCAUACAAAUCAAACAAAAUCCAGUGAAAUUUGCUGGAUUUUGUUAGAUUUUUUGUGAAUGUUCUUAAGAAACAUUUUUCUAAUUCUUUUCCACCACAAAAUGUUCAAAGAUUUCCCAAAAAUGUUGAAAAUGUGGACAUUAGAAGUUUCACUGUGAAAAUAUAUUUUUUUAAACUUUAAACGGGUCAAUUUUGACCCGCAGGACGACAUGAGGGUUAAACCGAGCCAGAUCAUUCUUCUGUCCAUUUCCAGUCUUUAUGUUUCACUAAGCUAAGCAUGAAAGUGGUCUUAAUCGUCACCUCUAGCAAACUAACUAGCUUAUUUUCCAAAACGCCGUCAUCCAUCGACGCGGUUUGCUUGUUCUCAGUGCCAGAUCAACCUCUGCUGUCGGGGUUUCGACAAUCACGGGAAGCUUAUUUUUCUGGGAACCCACCUACUGAACCACACGGGCCGAAAAAAAAAAAGCUGAAAACAAAAGUGCCGCAUGCAUCUACCGCUAACAGAUUGAGGCGCAGCUGGGACUGCUAGUCGCUGGUGAUUGGUGGUAUAUGAGCGAACCAAGGAGCGAAGGUUGCUGAAGACGGGACCCAGAGUAAAAGAGAGAGUAGCUCUUCUUUCUGUCUCCCUAAAGUUUACCCUGUUGUUUACACUCCCAGACGGGCCGAAGCUCCAAGAGCUCAGGAGGCCACACUGCGGAGCAAAAUGCAUAUGUGACAUAUCUGGCUGUUAUCGGAGAACGAGGGGACGAGGGCCUCUAAGGCCGAGCUGUAGCCGGAUCACUCGUGUGCCCGUUUUCGUUGUUGGCGCACAGGAUCGGGUAAAGGUUGCUAUGGUAAUCCCCCAACACACACACACACAUACACCAGCACUCCCCCCAACCCUCUUAGCUAUUGUGAAUGGAAGAGCCCUUAUAGAUCAAAAACAAAAAAAAAAACUGCACUAAUACAAUCAUGCCAGCCAACCUUGUGAGUCUUUUUUUGUAAGCAUUGCGGUAGAUUCGCCACCACUUUAGAGCAAGAGCACAGAUUCCUAAAAAAAAACAAAAAAACACAAAAAACCCCCAAAACUACUCACUAUUAAACACACCCCAACCCUAAACGCCGUGCCCGACUGAAUUAAAGGGAAGUCUGAAAAAAAAUAGACAAUCUGAGGAGGCCUUUAUGCUUUUAAUCAUUUUAUACAUAUAUAUAAAGAUAUAAUUACCCCACCACACACAUUCAGCCCGAUUCAGUUCGAACGAAUCCCAUCCAACCUCACAAAAUAACUGGACUGCCUGGCCAUGUUCUUCACUGCAGGGAAACGAAACAUAGCUGGCCAAGCGACCGGCGCCCAUGACAACUAGCUCCGCUGACGACGGCUAAGGUGAUUUCUUUUCUAAUCUAUGGAAGUGCCUCUGUAUUCCCAUUAUGCAAUUUGUCAAACAUGAAUUCAGGUUCUUUUUCUCACAUAUAAGCUAUAGUGAAUGGUGAAAAAAAUUUAUGUCAGGAGGGGGUUUAAAAAAAGAAAAAAAAACGGUGACAGCUCACUAGAUAAUCGCAAGCAUCUUUAUAUAUAAUACACAUAUAUAUUUAUAGAUAUAUACUUUUUUUAUUUGCAAGAUAAGCUCUGUGGCAGUCUAGUUAUUUUUUGAAGCAUGGCAUACAUCGCACAGUCAUAGGAUGCAUCUCAAAAAACUGAUUUGAGCUCAAGUACCAGUCUCUAAAAGAGUAAAACCACGCUUAAAAAGGACGUAAAGAAGAAAAAAAUCAAACGAUAGAUUCAUAGACGACAAGUGAUGAUGACGUAGUUGAGGAUUUACAGAAACGAGCAGGUUAGGUUUUGUUGUUUUCUUUCUUGUUUUGAUGGGAAGUAUUGUUCUUGAAACUAAAUGAUGUAUGUUGAUUGAGCCAUGUGCAAUGCCUUGGUAGAGGAAUUGUGUUUGUUUGUUAGCGAUUGUUUGAGGGCGAUAAAGAGGGAAAGAAAACCCUCUUCAUUUUAUUUCUUUUGUUUUCAAGUCCGCGUGCUCCGGGACUCUAAAUACGAGGGCGGCGAGAAAAAAAAAAUCCCAGUCUUUGUAAGUUUUUUUGGGGAAAUUGUUUUUAAUUUCCUGUUUUGUUUCUUCUUUUUUUUCUUCUUUUAUCACUUUUUUUUUUAAAGAACUUGUUUUCAAAAAUGUGGGAGGGCUGAAGGAACAAUUUUGCAACUCAUAAAAGUAUAUAUCACUAUGAAAAAACUGGUGCUUUCGUAAAGAAUAAAAGUACAUUCAAUCUCUAUUAUACAUAAAUAGUAAUAAACAAAAAAAAUUAAGUGUUAUCAUAAAAAGCAAAUUUUUAGGAAAAAAAAACAUGCAUUAUUCUAUUUCUCUCUCUUUUUUUUUGUUUUGUUUUGUAUUUACCGAGGAGGGGGGGAGGGGUUCGUUGUAUGAAAAAAAAAGGUUUGUUGUGACAAAAGGCAUCCCCUUCCUCCCCCCUUCCGCCUCCCCCUCAUCUCUCUCUCUUUCUCCCCCAUUUUGAAACCUUUUAAACGCCACAGCAUUAAAAAAUUUUAAAAAUGUUAAAUUUUCUGGAUCAGGUGGGACAAAGACAAGAUCUUCCCCAAUUUUGGGAGAUGCACAAGUACGGAUUUGGAAACAAACAAACAAACAAAAACAAAAAUGAUGUCUGGUGAGAUUUAUUGAGAGGGAAUCAUCGGCCUCUGUCCCGGUCAGAGGGGGUGCUGUCAUCGAUCCAACGUCAACCCCGCUCACCCCCGACUCCCCCUUUCCUCCUCACCCCCUUCCUUCCAUCUUCCCCCCCGCUGUAAAUGAUUAUAAAUAUUUGUUUGGUGAUGUAGUGUUAUAGACUCAGAGCAUCUUUAAAGGUUGUCCCUAAAAAGUGCCUUUUGUUCACAGACUCCAUCUUGUAAUCCUGAGUGCCCAUCUCGAAAGAAAGAAAAAAAGUCCCCUCCUUUCAUGCUUCUAUAUCUUUCUCUUCCUUCUUCUUCUUCUUCGGCGCUUUUUAAAAGCAGUAUACAUAGUACUAAAGGAAAUUGGUGUGAUUUAGUUCCUCUUUUUAUUGUUGAAUAAUUAAGAAAAGCUGAAAAAAGCCAAAAAAAACAACAAAAAAAAGGAUAUUUUCUGUCUUGCUUCUCUUCCUCUGUAUCUUGUCGUCUGUCUAUCUUGGACACUGGAGUAGUCUGUAGCCGCGUAACCUUCUCCUUCCUCCCCCUUCCUCACCCCUUUCUCUCCCCCAUAUUCCUUUUUUCCUUUCCUCUUUCUCUGAACGGCGGGGUUUCAAAAAAAAAAACGACAAAAACCAACAAAAAAAAACAAAAACAAAAAGAAUACGCAAAGAUUUUUUUGUCUGAGCAGAAUGCAGUUAGCUCACAUGUUAUUCUUGUCUGUACGCUUCACAUUGUAUUACCAUACCCAUCUUCUUCAGCUUCUCCAUUCAACAGCUAAUGUAAGUGAACAAGUUACACCACGGGGCUCUGGGCUGUUGCUGAGGACCGGGGGCAAGAAACAGUGGAGCCGAGGGGGCAGUUUUUCACCGACCCCGGUGGAGGGAGAAAAGCACUCACGUUUGGUUUGGGCUCAGGCAAACGACCAGUAGGACUGCUAGUGUAGGCAGGUUUGUUUGUAAUCCUUGUUUCUAUCUAUUUAUCUUUUUAUAAUUGAAUUUGGAUUUUUUUUUUUUUUUUGUCAUUGUUACUGCAUAUCUUAGGCAGCAGUCGAGACGCUGCGUCUUCAAUUAUGCACCUUUCUAAGUGGUUGAAUGAGACCAGCUAUUUAAAAUAACAAAAAAAACACAAAAAAAUGAAAGCGUAAAACGACUCGAAGCACCUUAUAAAGCGGAGCGGUUCCACAGUUUGCAGACUGAGAGGCUCAGAUUUUUUUUUAGCACAAUCAUUCGCAAGCGUCGCUCAAAAAAAAUAAAAAAACAGAAAACUGAUUCACCGUCAUCGACCAAAGCGAUGUGGUUCCAACACCCGUCAGUCGGUGACUCGUAGGGUAAACGCCGAGGAAUUUCCACCAGCAAAAAUCAAUCGAUUACAAUGAGAGAAGAUAUAUAUAUAUGUAUAUGCAACUUUUUCUUUUAUUCCUUCAUCAAGCGAAUGAAGCCAGCAGCAGUAUUAUCAAUCAAUCAAUCAAUCAAGUGAAAGCGCCACAGCCGAGAAGCCAUAUCAGAGACGAAGCGGUCGCACCAGAGCAGAGUGUGAGAGUGUGUGUGUGAAAGUGUGUGUGAUCGCUGAGGGAGUGUGUGUUCAGUUUCUGCCCUGCACCGUUCAGAGAGCCCAGUCCGACCCUGUGGCCCAACCGUCCACCGCCUCCUCUUCUUUUUUUUUUUGCCUUCCUUGGUUUGUUUCUAACACAUUUUUUUGUUGGACGCUGGGCCGUGUUUAGUGAUUUUUUAUUUUUUUAGUUACUGAGCCUCCCCCACCUCACCUUCUGUCCCCCUCUGGCCGGCCUCACCCCUCGCCUCCCCCCACCACGAGUGCCCUCACCCCUCCCGUCAGAGCAGCGUCCCAUCCUCAGACACACCUCCCAGAGCCCCUGGUGAAAUGCAUGUGUUAAUUACAGUUUCUUUUCCAUAAUAAUAAUAAAAAACAGUUCGAAAAGAGCAACACCUUUACCUGAUUGAAUAAAAGGAUGUUCUUGACUGUA
Molecule: messenger RNA, 9455 nt
Organism: Acanthochromis polyacanthus (spiny chromis)
Lineage: Eukaryota; Metazoa; Chordata; Actinopteri; Pomacentridae
Gene: nfixb
Product: nuclear factor I/Xb
Exons: 13
Coding region: 935-2533 (532 amino acids)
Biological process (GO): regulation of transcription by RNA polymerase II
Cellular component (GO): nucleus
Molecular function (GO): DNA-binding transcription factor activity, RNA polymerase II-specific; RNA polymerase II cis-regulatory region sequence-specific DNA binding
Source: RefSeq, a predicted model, not a curated record